Molecule: messenger RNA, 3121 nt
Organism: Mya arenaria
Lineage: Eukaryota; Metazoa; Mollusca; Bivalvia; Myida; Myidae
Exons: 2
Coding region: 160-1056 (298 amino acids)
Source: RefSeq, a predicted model, not a curated record
UUUUGUCAUCGACUAACCUUGCAAAAUAUGUAUUGUUCGCUAGUAAACAAUGGGAGUGUUUGCUAAGAAAAGCAAAACUCUUGUUAACCAUCAGCGUUUCGAACGGAGUUGUAUAUUAUUAAAUAUAAUUGGACUUAUUAAAAAUCAUGAUAGUGUACAAUGAGUGAUGACGGAGUUGUCGGUUCGUUUGGCGGCCACAAUGAGAUCCAAAUUCCCGGAAACGAUUUAAUAAUUGACAUAUCGGAAUUGGAUCCUGCUAAGAGUCGUGAUCGAUUUAGCGAAAAUGAGGAACAUCUUGUGAAGAAAAAACUGGUUACUUUGUUGAAUUUGAGCAAAGACGGGGCCUUAAAGGAUGAUACCCUCCAGAUUCAUAAAGAAGAGGAAACGGUUCCCGCGGCCAAGGACGUGACGUCACCCGUUUCCCCGCUGUCGCCUUCAUCCAUUUACACAUUCGGCGGGAGUGAAGCACAUCGGCACCUGGAGCUCAAGGCUCGCGGCGUCUCCACCAGACAAUGCAAGUUCGAGAUUGGGGAGGAGUGGGAACAAUUUCAGACAAUUCAGACAACGAAAUCUGUAAGCUGCCCGCCCACCCCUCUUAUGGGGGCUAAAAAACACAAAGACUUGCUGGAUGAGGAGACGGGGCGGACUAAUCCUGGGUACGCGGCGAGCGAGCCGGGAGCAGAAAUCGAAGCGGACUUAACAGACUCCGCUGAUAAGCUGAAAGAACCGUUCCCUUUCCACUUUAUGUUUGCGUCGACUUCGGGAACUCCUCCGAAACAUUACACAGUUGUUCCGAACCCUCAUAAUAGUGUAAACCAGCGGUUCCACAGCACCCUCCAGUGUCCAUGCUUCCUGUUUUUCUUCUUCCUGUGCUGUCUCCCGGGCGUUCACUUUAUGCAGCAGUCCGACCUCCAGUUUAAGAAGGGAAACGACGAACGCGCGCGGAAUUAUGGGAAGCUCGCGACUGCGUUCUAUAUUGUUGGUGCUAUAAUUGGGGUGGCGUUUUUAGCAAUCGCGAUUUACUUUGCCACUGAUUAUGUGAGACAGUAUGUUUAAAGUGAUUAUUUAUCGCCGAUUUGACGACACAAAAUCGUUUAUGAUCGAUCACAAGAUACUCAAAUACUUAUUGUACUGCAAUAACAUUUACAAAUAAAUAUCUGAAGUGGUCAACGUAAUAUUUUGUCAAAUGAGAAGGCAUUAUUUCUCAAGUUUUCCAAUUUUAAUCAGGCGAAGAGGUACAUUUGUAUAUGUAAACGGUGGCUGGCACCGGAAGUGGAUAGUUUACAAAGUAUUAUGUAGACCACUAAAAACUUGAUGUCUAAUAUUUACUUACACAAAAUAAAUGGUUAUGCGACUAUGUUGCAUUAAAACAUUAUUUUUAAACAUCGUAACAAUCUUUUAUCAUUACAAAAUGCUCUGUGAAUGACAUAAAUCGUGCGGUGAAUAUCAAAAGGCACCGAGCGACUUUUUUAUACGCUUAUGUAUGUGAAUUUUAUUUAUAACUUGUGAUAUUUAAUGGUUAUAAAACAAACGCUAAAAUAAUUUAGCUUUCUUUGUAUAUAUUUUUGUACAAAUAUCAUGCUGUCUUGAAUGCUUGAACCUUGUUUGGGAGUGCCUCUCUUGUGUUCGCCUAUGCAUUAAUUCCUAUAUCAAAACGAUAGCAAGUAUGCGGAGCUUAACCAUUCAAUAAGUAGCGUGGGGAUAAAUUAUAUCGCUUUUAACUUGUACCGUUCGCUAGUUAUUGAACAUUGUCAUAGACAACAUGAUACGAAACAGUUACGUCACCUAGUGACGAAGCUCUUUACUAUUAGAAAUAUCAAUAAUGAAAGUGUGUUGAUACCUUGGACGACCAUCAUAGUACACAUAUAAAAAUAUAAUAGUUACUACAUCCACAAACCGAGCUAUUGGAAUAAUACACAAGCACUUUAGCGAGACAAGUUGGUGACGUAAUUGUUGUGUACAAUAUUGUCAAUGACAAUGUUCAAUAACUAGCGUGAGGUAUAAUGAAUAACGUUGUUAUUUAUCCCUACACUAGUUAUUGAACGGUUAAGUUUCUUAUACAUUUUCCCGUUUAAAUAUGGAAGUGAAUCUGUACAUGAAGCCAAACAAAACACGCUCUCAAAUAUGGUAGAAUAUGUUACAUGUAUAUUGAAUUCAAAUAUGUUAAGUAAAAAAGUCACUGGACCCACAAUCCGAGUUAUUGAAGGUAUUGAGCCUGACGAGGAUAGUGGGGAACGUACCUGUUUUGUACGAUGUUGUCAAGGACAACGUUCAAUAAAUUACGUGCGGUAUAAUCGAAUUGCGUUGUGAUUUACCUGCAUGCGAGUUAUUGAACGUUUAAAGUGACACUCUUAUUCAAAAUCAAUACAUACACGUUUAUAACAAACAUCAUUUUGAGUGAUAAACCUUUAACUACUUACUUAAUACUGCAUUUAUGGAAAAUAUUAAUAACUGAUAACAGAAUUGUAACUGUGUAUUUAAUAGCUCAAAACGCAAAAAUAUUAAAUGAUUGGUGAGUGCUGAAAGAUUUACUGUGAUCUACUAUAGUCUCAUAAGGUAGAAAUACCGUGUUUUCUGCACCUUUCUUUCAAAUCAAACUUUGUAUCCUUCAUAAGAACCAUUGUUUUCGGCAUUUAUUAAUCUUUUUUGGUGUAUUAAAACAAUUGUAUUAACUGUGGUAAAUAUUAUUUGGGAGUAUGAGUGCAUUUUUAAGCUCUGCCUAUAUGAUAUUACCGUUUCCGUAUGGACGAAAACAAAGAAAUCACCCUCAAACAUAGUACGAAUUUACUUGUAGUGUACAUGUACCGUAUGUUAAACAUGUUUUGUAAAUGCAAAUGUUAAUGUACUUGUCUAUUCUAGAGUCUUGUCUUAACUUAUAGUUUGUAGUCUGUAAUACUAAAAUAAACUUAAAAGAACUAAUUAAGUGAUCUAUUAAGCCUCGUAUUCGAAUGAUUGCGUACCUUCAAAAGAAGAUGAAAAAUGCAUAAUUAGUAGUAAAUGAAAGACGUAGAUCUACGUUGUUUACAAAUUUAAGGUUUUAACAUGUAAUGUAAUGUAAUGUCAAUUUAUUUAUUUUACAACGAUUAUUACAACAUUAUAUUACAUGUAAUCACUUUCGUUG